Messenger RNA from Darwinula stevensoni, 441 nucleotides. The record is from the annotation of a GenBank genome assembly. NCBI's taxonomy places the organism in Eukaryota, Metazoa, Arthropoda, Ostracoda, Podocopida, Darwinulidae.
AUGCAUAUGACAGAGCAGCGCAAGCAGAAGCAGCGCAUCAGCCUUCUCAGCACGCCCAACUACGUCUCAAACCCGCAUGUGAACCUAAAGCAGGCAUCGCGUACAGCAGUCAAAGGGUAUCCUGUAUCACAUCACAUGCAGUAUCCUCCUGGUACAACCAGGGUAUAUUCCUACUUUGAGAGCAGAGGUGGGAAGUUUCCUUCUACUGUCUUCUUUGGCCUCCAAUACAUCCUGAAGCGGUGGAUGAUCGGUCAAGUCUUGACGAGAGAGAAGAUUGAGGAAGCACGAGACUUAUACCAGAUGCACUUUGGGAGAUACCAAGCUGAAAUGCUAGAAGCAGCAAUUCCAAAAAUUCGUCAUCCAAGUGUCAAAGAGCACGGUUUUCUGAAGCCUGAUGUGGUGGAACCAUUCUCAGCGGUGAUUUUAUUCAAUACCUUAUGA